Molecule: messenger RNA, 437 nt
Organism: Phytophthora infestans T30-4
Lineage: Eukaryota; Oomycota; Peronosporomycetes; Peronosporales; Peronosporaceae
Exons: 2
Coding region: 1-399 (132 amino acids)
Biological process (GO): regulation of transcription by RNA polymerase II
Cellular component (GO): mediator complex
Molecular function (GO): transcription coregulator activity
Source: RefSeq, a predicted model, not a curated record
AUGGCGGAAGAGUACCGACAGCGUCUGGACAACAAUGUGGAGAAGCUGGUGGAGAACUUCAAGGGACUGAUCAAGACGUCCAAGAUCAAGGACUCGGCGAACACCACGCGCGAGUCUUUCCAGAGCUCCAUUUACGCCACGACGCUAGUACAGGCGAGCGAAUCGCUGCUCAAGCUCGUUUCCGAGAUGAAGUUGUCUCUGGCGCUUGGCGACUUCGAAGGCAUGAGUCAGAACGUCGACACGACCUCCGAUGAGCUACUCAAACGGUGCGACGACGUGGAUGCGCAGAUCUCGCACUUGAGCUCGGACAUUUCGUCAGCACUGUUCGAGCUGGAGAAUCAUUUCUACCAGUCCAAGUGGAGAGUGUCACCUACGUUAGACAGCGAACAGACUCCCUAAUGAAGUUUUAAGCGUAAAAAUACAACAAGAAAAACAAA